AUGGAGAGGGCAAUCAAUUGGAAGGCGAAAGCUUUGCUAACAUGUCUGUUUGCCGCAGAUAGCGUGCUUUGUCUGCCAAAUCCAGCCGGUUCGACGGCCACCGGGGCGGCGACAGCUUUUGAAACCCAAUAUCCUCCAUCAAACCCGGAGGAUAGAUUGUUAGUACCCGAGACCAAACCGGUCUAUCGAGUGGCAUUGAAGCACGAGGGACAUCCGGCGCAACAACCUUUCCCUAUUUACAGCGUGGGCCGCCAGCUGAAUAGCCAGAAGAACGAAGACAACAGCUACUACGACGGCGAGGACGAGGACGACGAGGACGACGAUUUCGGUAUUGGUGGCUUUGGCGACUUUGCCGAAUUUGAAGGCUUAGAUGGUCUCAACAACUUCUUUGACAACGAACCCACGCCGAGCUCGUCUGUUGUUCACGAACAAGCCCCAAAGGCUACGUCUGAGCCCGUGCCGGAGGCUGUAGGAACUAUCACAGGUGGGCUCAAGAAGAACGUGGAUUCUCCUAGUAAGCAGCACAAGCCUCAGGCCUCAGCCCCCAGCCAGGCUUCCGAUAUGAGCGGUCAGGAUAUCUUUAGCCCAGUUGCGACUGGCCCUCCAGCAGCAAGCAUCAAAAGUCGGGACGACCAUCCAGUGGAGAACAAGCAUGCUCUUACCGAGGACGCCAUCCAGACUAACAAGUUCUAUGCUGGACUCUUCCUCGGCUCCCAGACCAAUGCAAGCUUCACACAGCCAUACUCAAUUGCUUGGUCUAAGGGAACUGGCCAUCUCCAGAGCUGGGGCAUGGCAGUAUCGCACGUCGAAGCCAAUCUUUUGGCAUACGGACCCCAGAACCACAACAUCUCUGGGAGCCCCGUGAGCUAUUAUAUCAACCCCAUUGGCCUGCAGCACAUCAUAUUCUCGGCAAAGGAGCUGGAUGAAAAGUCAACACUGCACGUUGAACAACCAAAGGCGUUUUCGGCACACGCAGUGGUGAAAACCUCCUCUAAAACGCAGUCCAUCACCUUUCCAAUGGUUCAAGGUAUGGGUUUCGUGACUGCUCUCUACGAUGGUAUGGAGCCGAUCCUUGAGAGUGGCGUUUUCUUCCGCAAGGUCGUCAACGCAGGCUCCCCCAAGCCUGGUAUCUUCAAGUAUCAAGUCUUCCUCGAGGACGAGACCGUCUGGUUGCUGUAUGCCACGCCUGACGAUGGCAAGGACCCUCAUUUCAAUCUCACCUCCAAGAACGCUUUGCAAGGACCCAAAGGUUAUGCCGGUACCCUGCAAAUUGCUAAGAAUCCUGCUGGAACAAGCGGGGAAAAGUUGUUUGACAAUUCCAGCAGCGUCUAUCCUCUUGCUGGUCACAUUCAUGGAUCCGUCACCUCGGACGAAGGCACCUAUGGUCUCUCUUGGACCAAGGCUGGCAAAUACGCCGAUGGGACGCCCCUGAUCAUGUUUGCCCUGCCUCAUCAUAUCGAAUCGUUCGACAAUGAUACAAAAGGCCGCGUGACUGAUAUCCACUUGCGCACAACGACCAAAGGAAAGGCCACUGCGGUCAUAGGAGAGAAGUGGACCAUGAUUGAGUCCAACUUGCCAGUGAAUAUUGGGUUUGCUCCGUGGUCACCGACCCAUGGAUCCGCACAUCUCCUGUCUCAGGGCGCUCAACAGGUCAUCCUGAAAGCCGCAUCGGAGGAAUUGAAACAGGAUAUUGAGGCGCAGUCCGACCUUAACAGCAUGUACUACAGUGGAAAGGCCCUCAGCAAAUUUGCCACCUUGAUUUACACUGUUAACCAGUUCACAAGUAAUGAUGGAAGCGCCACCAAGGCUUUGGGAGAGCUGAAGAAGUCCUUUGCUCGUUUUGUUCAGAACAAGCAGCAAUAUCCCCUUGCCUAUGAUUCGGUGUGGAAGGGCGUUGUCUCUACUGCCGGGUACAAUGGAGACUUGAAUCAGGAUUUCGGUAACACUGCUUACAACGAUCACCAUUUCCACUACGGUUAUUUCAUCCAUGCUGCAGCUAUCAUUGGUGCCCUCGAUCCGGAUUGGUUAGCAGAGAACAAGAACUGGGUCAACACCCUCGUUCGAGAUGCUGGAAAUUCGGUCGAGAACGACGAGUACUUCCCAUUUUCCCGGUCCUUUGAUUGGUACAAUGGACACUCGUGGGCCAAGGGUCUGUUUGAGUCUUUUGACGGAAAAGACCAGGAGUCCACAUCUGAAGACACUAUGUUUGCUUAUGCCAUUAAGAUGUGGGGACAAACUACUGGAGACCGCAGCAUGGAAGCUCGCGGAAACAUGAUGCUCGGAAUCAUGCGUCACUCCCUGGAUAGCUACUUCUUGAUGAAGCAGGAUAAUCAGAACCAGCCAGCCAACUUCACCAGCAACCGAGUCACUGGAAUUCUAUUCGAAAACAAGGUUGACCAUACUACCUAUUUUGGCGCCAACCUCGAGUUCAUACAAGGAAUCCACAUGCUUCCUCUUCUUCCUCAUUCGGCUUACACUCGUCAACAUGACUUUGUCGCUCAAGAAUGGAAGGACAUGUUCUCGCCUGGUUCUCUCACACCAGCUCACGGGGUUGAGGGCGGGUGGAAAGGCGUUCUGUUUGCCAAUCUUGCCAUUAUUGAUCCUCAGCAAUCAUGGGACUUCUUCAGCCAGGACAACUUCGAUUACAGUUGGAUUGAUGGAGGUGCCUCUCGCACAUGGUAUUUGGCUUACGCUGCAGGUCUUGGCGGAGGGCCAAACUGA
Messenger RNA from Penicillium chermesinum, 2721 nucleotides. Its product is annotated as glucan endo-1,3-beta-D-glucosidase. Bases 1 to 2721 code for a protein of 906 amino acids. Gene Ontology annotation, molecular function: endo-1,3(4)-beta-glucanase activity; glucan endo-1,3-beta-D-glucosidase activity. The record is from RefSeq and is a predicted model, not a curated record. Gene Ontology annotation, cellular component: cell surface. The transcript has 7 exons. Lineage: Eukaryota; Fungi; Ascomycota; Eurotiomycetes; Eurotiales; Aspergillaceae.